UCGUGAUUCAUGUCCAUAUAUUUCCAAAGAAUUCCCUAGGCCUCACUCUUAUGAGAGUUUAUCACACUACAGAACUUAUCUUUGAAGGGAACAUGGCCUAAAUGAGCCCUACCCCAUUUUUUCUGUCGUCACUCUCAAGUUCAACUACCAUCCAAUUGAAGCAGGAAUAUAAAAAGAUUAAAUCCUCAAAGCAACUUCAUCACACUCCUGUGUUCUACACCUUAUUACUUUGUAUAGAUGUAUCUAUCAAAACACAUAACCAUGUUUCAAUAAGCCAUGGACUGGUUUUCAUGGCUAUCGAAAACCGGCCUUGAGCCUUCCCUUGUUUCCGAGUAUGCCCUUGCUUUUGGUCACAAUGAGCUUGAAGAAGAUGAUAUAGCAUACUUUAACAAUGAAUUUCUCCAAAGCAUGGGCAUCUCCAUAGCUAAACACAGGCUCGAGAUUCUCAAGCUUGCUAGGAAAGAGAAGGGAGGAAGCUCACACCUCAUGUCGAGGCUUAUUGUAGCAAUCAAGCAGACAAAGAGGCGUGCUGUUAAGUAUAUACAAAAAUGGGUACAUUACGAGGAUUUGGCUCUUGUCCACGUCCAGAAGCGUAGUUAUGGUUUGAGAUGGACGAAAGCCAGGAUAAAGAGAAACAACAAGUUGAUGACCGCUAAGGAAGAGAGAUUGAUGCUUACAAAUCAGAGUCCUAUGGUUGCACCAAGUCCUUGGCUAAACAGCUUUUCAAGUCCAAUGGUGGAUCAUCUUCCUAACAACAAAAACUCGGAUGGCAUUGACGGUGUGUAUCGGUCGACUGGCCCAGAAGAAAUCAGGUGGGAUACAAUGUUUCAGGAUUUGAAACCCACAUGAUCCUGCCAAUCCUACAGAAGUAGUUCAGUUGUAAUGGUGAGAUAAGAUUCGGUGUGUAUGGGAAGGCUUGCAUUAUCCUUAUCUUUAGUGGUGGGUCCUAUUUAAAGUCCAGAAGCCAAGAGAUUUUCUCCCUCUUUUAUAUGUCUACAUCCUUCAUCACAGACGAGUUGUCUCCAAGUGGUGUCUAAGUGAAGAAAAUCUGUGUCAGAUUAUCAAAAUCUCCAUUUUUUUAUUAAUGGAAUAAAUUAUAAGGUUCAAUUUGUUUCUACAAUCUUGUAAAAG
Molecule: messenger RNA, 1131 nt
Organism: Ilex paraguariensis (yerba mate)
Lineage: Eukaryota; Viridiplantae; Streptophyta; Magnoliopsida; Aquifoliales; Aquifoliaceae
Source: the annotation of a GenBank genome assembly